AUGGUAAGCUUCCGCGCCUCCGCGCCUCCGCGCCUGCCGAGCCUCACUGACCGCGCGCCGUUGCAGGUUUCAACCUACUUAUGGCAUAUCCUACUCUUUUUACCCGCCGCCGUCCUCGCCUGCGACGGCUCCAUCAUUGACCCAGACGCCUAUUACACCCGCAACGGCCUCACUUGGACUGAGGGCGCGCUGCGCAUGAAUGAGAUUCAGGUCGUCGGCACGCACAACAGCUACCACGUCGAGGCGGACCCCGCGGAGCAAAGCUUCAUGGCUAGGUUCACGAAUGAUGCUAUUAAUUUCCGCUACUCGCAUUCCGCGCUCGAUGUGCAGCUCGAGUACAACCGCGUCCGCAGCAUGGAGCUCGACAUCCUUGCGGACCCCGACGGCGGUAACUACGCCAAGCCGCUCAUCAGGCGCCUCGUCGGGCUCCCGUUCCCGUCGGAUCCCACGUAUGCCACCAACAGCACCAAGGUGCUGCACGUGCCGGACCUCGACGUCGGGGGCGUGUGCGCCAGCGUGGUGCAGUGCCUGCGCAUCGUCAAGCGGUGGCUGGACGCGCACCCGCGCGCCGUGCCGGUGCCGAUCCUGCUCGAGCUCAAGACGGCCGAGAGCGUGGGCCGCAUGAUUGGCGGCGCCAACGUCAUUGCCUGGAACGACACGGCGCUGCUUGACUGGCUCGACGCCGAGAUCCGCAGCGUCUUCCCCCGCGAGCAGAUGGUCCUCCCCGACGACCUCCGCCGCCACGACCUGCCCACGCUCGAGGCCGCCGUGCUGCAGCGCGGCUGGCCCGACCUCGACGCCGCCCGCGGCCGCGUCUUCUUCGUCAUGGACAAUGGCCCCGUCCACCCCGUGCGCACCGCGUACAUUGACGGCCGCCCCAACCUAGAGGGCCGCGUCAUCUUUACCAAUGCCGCCCCCGGCGACCCCGACUGCGCCUUCCAGAAACACAACGACCCAACCACCGACGACGCCGUCGCCGACAUCCAGAAGCAGGUCGCCGCCGGCUACUGGGUCCGCACCCGCGCAGACGUGCCGCUGGAUACCGUUCUGAGGGACAAGUGCGAUACGGCGCGGCGCGACGCCGCGCUGCGGUCCGGCGCCCAGAUUGUGUCGACGGAUUUUCCCGCGUACGGACCGAGUGCGCGCUGGGGAUGCGACUAUGCCGUGCGGAUGCCGGGCGGCAGGCCCGCGCGGUGCAAUCCCGUCAAUGGCCCGCGAUGGUGUGACGAGGCGUUGUUGGAGCCGGGCGAGUAUAGUCGCAAUUAG
Molecule: messenger RNA, 1266 nt
Organism: Cordyceps militaris CM01
Lineage: Eukaryota; Fungi; Ascomycota; Sordariomycetes; Hypocreales; Cordycipitaceae
Exons: 3
Coding region: 1-1266 (421 amino acids)
Biological process (GO): lipid metabolic process
Molecular function (GO): phosphoric diester hydrolase activity
Source: RefSeq, a predicted model, not a curated record